AUGUCGUCUGCUCCGCAGGUACGCGCGCAGUCAGAACAGCAGCAGCAGCGGGGGAGAAUGCGCAGAUUCGCGCCGUUGAAUCCGGAGGUGAGGGUGCGGCUCGGAAGUGGGGGAACAGCGCCGGAUUUGAAGGGCGUGGUGUUUGAUGUUGAUGGGACACUCUGCCUGCCACAGCACUACAUGUUCCAAGAGAUGCGGUCCGCAUUAGGCAUCGAUAAAUCCGUGGACAUCAUAACCCACAUUCGCGGCCUUCCCACCCAGGAAGAACGAACGGCCGCCGCAGCCAAGGUCCAAGCAAUCGAGCGCUCUGCGAUGGUUAAGCAGAAACCUCAGCCGGGCCUCACCCAACUCAUGGACUACCUCCACUCAAGGGGCAUGAAGCGAGCACUGUGUACGCGAAAUUUCGAGGCGCCGGUAACGCAUCUCCUGACAACACAUCUGCCCACGCAUGUAUUCACUCCGAUAGUAACUCGGGAUACUCCCGAUUUGAUGCCAAAGCCGGACCCAGCUGGUAUCUUGCACAUUGCGAAGGAAUGGGGGCUGGAGAAUGGAGCAGAUGACUUGAUUAUGGUCGGAGACAGCCUUGACGACAUGACAGCCGGCCAUAAAGCCGGAGCCGCCACCGUGCUCUUGGUUAACGACCGUAACCAGGCGCUGAAAGAACAUGACCACACGAAUCUGUGGAUAGAGCGCUUGGACGAUUUGAUUGACAUUUUGGAGAAUGGGUUUGUAUCUCCCAGGGAAGAUUAA
Molecule: messenger RNA, 750 nt
Organism: Coccidioides posadasii C735 delta SOWgp
Lineage: Eukaryota; Fungi; Ascomycota; Eurotiomycetes; Onygenales; Onygenaceae
Source: RefSeq, a predicted model, not a curated record